AUGCGUUUGUGGAAGCCAGGCUUAAGGAAAUCAGAAAAGUACAAGUCAUUUCAACGUAGUUGUCUUAUUCGAGAAUUUGAAACUAGACAAAAACAGUCGAGACAAUUAGAAAAACAAGUAUCGUCAAUUUUAAAAGAAUUAGAAAAACGUCUUUCGAAUUCAGAUUACGAUAAUGUGAAAAAAUUUUGUUAUAAUUCAGCAAAGAAAAAGCAUAGUGAAGUGGUGAAAAAUCAUAGAGACAAACUAGAAAGAUUAAAUAGAGGUCCAAUCGGUCAGAACUACGAAGAGAUGAAGAAUAAACUAAUUCACAACAUGUCAUCAUAUACGCUCUCAGAAGUAGAAGAGAGAUUAUUAUGUCGCGGUUGGGAUUUUUGUAUAGAGAAUAAGAUAAAGAAUUUUCUAGAUUUUGAAACAGACUUAGAACUAAAUGCUAUGAAGUUACAGCCACAUUGUCAUGAUUCAGUUUUUCAAUCAGUUUGUCGUCAGAUACAGCAUGCUUCGCAACAACUUAUGAGAACUUCGAAGCACAAGAAAGUAAAUAAUCUAUCAGAUGAAGAGUUAGCUGCGCUAAAAUCAUUGAAAUCGAAUAAAGAUAUCGUCAUAUGUAAGGCAGAUAAGGGCAAUAGCAUAGUCAUACUAGAUCGGGACGUUUACACGAAGAAAGCUGAAGAUAUUCUAAGAGGCGAACAAUUUGAACAGUUAGAUAGUGAUAAAUUUCAUCUAGAACGAGAAGAAGAACUAAACAAAUACAUGUUAUUUUUGUAUAAGGAGAAUGUAAUAGAUAAUAGACUUCGUCAUCAAUUGAAAUCAACAUGCUCAUCUAUUUCAGUCUUUUAUGGACUUCCUAAAGCACACAAAGCAGGAUAUCCAAUAAGACCAAUAAUAUCAACUAUAGGAAGUUAUCAGUAUCAACUAUCAAAAUAUCUAGCAAAAGCUAUUAGAGAUGCUCGUCCGCAGGCUCCAUCAUAUAUUAAAGAUUCUUUUGAGUUUGUGAAAAAGAUCAAAGAAAUAAUGCUUGAGAAGAAUAAGACGUAUGUGAAAUGUAGUUUUGACGUGGAAAGUCUAUACACGAAUGUGCCAGUCAAAGAAGCAAUAGAAAUAACAUUAGAUUACAUGUAUAAACCCAGAAAACUAACAAACGUACCUUUUAAUAGAGAGCAAAUGAAGAAACUUUUGUAUUUAUCAGUGACAGAUGCACCUUUUCGCUUCCAAAAUAAGAUAUAUAAACAGAUAGACGGUGUUGCCAUGGGUAAUCCAUUAGCACCAAUAAUAGCUGAUUUAUGGAUGCAGAAAAUGGAAGAGAAACUUAAUAGAUUUCGUAAGAACAAGCCCAUAGUCUGGUUAAGAUACGUGGAUGAUGUUUUUUGUCUGUUCACUAUUUCAGAAACGAGUAUUAGAGAUUUUCACUCACGUAUUAAUAAAUGGCAUGAGAAGUUGAAUUUUACACUUGAGCUUGAGUCGAAUAAGUCCAUUUCAUUUCUGGAUGUUCUUGUAACUCAAGAUGAAGAAGAUAAACUGACAACAUCACUGUAUCGGAAGCCAACUCAUACAGGAUUAUACAUGCUCUGGGAUAGCAAUCAAAACCGUCGUUAUAAACUAGGUCUAAUAAGAACAUUAGUAAUACGUAUAUAUAGAAUUUGUUCAAAACAAUCGUUAGUUGAAAGGGAAUUAAGUUUGUUAAGAAAGACAUUAGUUAAUAAUGGAUAUCCGCCACAUAUCAUCAGACGAGGGAUAAUCGAAGGAGAAGUGAUCAUUAAGAGAAUGAAUCAAAACCAAACGAAAGUCAGCGAUAACAGAAAGACCAUCUUCUUUACGAUCAAAUAUUAUGGACAAGAAUCAGUCAUUUUCGCGUCGAAAAUUAAGAAACAUUGUAGAAAACUAAUUCCUAAUUUGAACAUCCAGUUUGCUUUUAAAAAGAAUAUGAGCUUGAAGAGUGUAUUCUUACCAAUACUUAAAGGCACAGAUGAAAAUAGAAAGAAUAAGAACUUAGUAUAUUCUAUUCCUUGUUUAAACUGUGAUAAGGUAUACAUAGGUGAGACUAGUCGUAAGAAAGAAACUCGUAUGAGAGAGCAUCAAGCAAACAUAAGGACUCUAUCAACAAAAUCAAAAUUAGUAGAACAUAUUUUAGCGCACAAACAUCAAUUUGACUUUGUGAAUACGAAAACACUAGCAUUAGAAAAUGAUUGGAGGAAGCGUAUCAUCAAAGAAAGUAUUUUAACGAGUAGAACAUUAGGAAAAUCAAUAAAUGAAGUCAAACACAACAUUCAAGUAGUCGUAUAG
Messenger RNA from Adineta ricciae, 2280 nucleotides. NCBI's taxonomy places the organism in Eukaryota, Metazoa, Rotifera, Eurotatoria, Adinetida, Adinetidae. The record is from the annotation of a GenBank genome assembly.